GAUGAUGAUUUCAUGAAUGAUACUUGGCUUCUGUUGUUUCCUCUGUAGCCCACAGCUCACUGUGGUGGGUUUGUUGGAUUUACUAUAAAGGUUCUGUUCGCACCCUGUGGGUUGGGUUAAGAAUUAGGAUUUAUGCAUUUACUUCUACUGCUGCAUUGUUUAUACAGCUUUGGUUUAGUUUUGAUCCCUUUUUUUGCCUUUGAGGCUCUUCCACAGUGUCAGCUGCUGACUGAUAGUAGGAGAACGGCCUCGUGGUGUGAAUGAAAGGGACCUAGCGGUUGGUAAACAGAGAUAAGGAAUAAAUAGAGCACAGGCAAAAGGAGAUAGUUCUGUGAGAGCCCAGAUUGCCGCCAGUCUGUUCAAGUGAGAUGCAGUGCCUGUCCUUUUCCCAGAUUAAAUUAGUGUGCGAAAUCUCCAGUGACCUCCUCCCCUUCUCCCCAUACUCUUUAGCCAAGCUGAACAGCCUCUGCUGUAAAGUAUUCAUUUUAUCCAGGGACAAGUUGGACAAUAGAACUCUCCCUGAUACUUAUGGACAGCUGUCGUCAUUCAGAGGGCUUUUCAGCAUUUCAUUUUUCAUAGGAGUUAAAAGGGUUUAUGCCUUGUAACUGAAGAGAGGGCAGAAAUACAUGGGUGCCAACUCUGAGGUUGCCUAGAAAGAGAAAAAGCAAGAGAGAAAAUGCACCUUUGCCAACCUGUGAAAGAUUGUUCAUCUUGUUGUUUAGCUGUUGUUUAAAGGGAUUUUUGUACAAUAAUGUGAUUAGUCUGAAGCAUGAACUGGAUGGAGGAAAUGACAAUCAGCUGCAGGAACACUCAGGGUCUCCAAAGUUACUGCAAUUAUUAAAGGUCAUGAGUGUAAUCUUUCUGACUGUCCCACUCCUUUCUCCCCCCAAGUGUUUGUGUUUAAAUUUUGCUUCCUCUUCCCUUUAGCAAGCUCCCAAGAAACAUUAAAGCCUCAUGAGAUACCUCUGUGGUCUCGGGUUUUUUUUAGUGAUUUACUGCAAAUAUAUUCAGCAUCUGACUGAUUAAAUAGACCUUCGGCAACCUUGAGGGUCACUGUGUAGAGUAUGUACAUAGAAAAUGCAUCAGCCCAUUGUACCCUGGCAGCUAAUGAGAUUGGUCGUUAAGUAAAUGACACAAAGCCUACAAAAAAAGCUUAGCAGCUCACUAGAGUAUCACAGAGUGUCCCUGCACACCACACAACGACACAAACACUGGACUAACCUAGCCCACCCCUGCUUUAUUCUACAUCACUGCUUCCCUGAUGUCAGCGCGAGAGGCAGAACAAAGGCUAAAAGGCACACGAUGGAUGCAGAUGGAGAAGAUAAAAAGCUACGCACACAUUCAGGAGGCACCAAGGCACACGUGGAUUCGAUAGCACAAGAGCUCAGUGCCUACAAAAGCUCCAUGGCAAAGAAAAGAAAAGCUGAAGAACAGAUUUUGGGUGUUCCGGUCAACAAAAGGAAAUCUCUGUUAAUGAAACCUCGUCACUACAGCCCCAGUUUGGAAGGCAAGGGGGGGAAUGAGGAGAAAACAGAACAGCAAGACAAAAGCAACAUUGUCCUAACAGAAGACAACACUAUAACACAAGCAGAAAUUAUCACACAAGCUGAAAUUAUCACUCAUUUGGAUGUGCAAGAAAAUGAUCAUCAAAAGAUUGGUUACCAGAACGUAAUGACCAAAUCUUUAAGUACUGUUGAAAAAACAGCAAAAGAUGCAUCAAAUUCCACAGAAAAUGAAAAACUAAGUGACAGUUGUAACCAGCCCUUAAAAACAGAGAAUAAGAAUGUUAAUGAAUGUUACGUGAUUAGUUCUUCAGUAAAAAAAGACAGAAUUAAUGUUUCUGAUCCACCAUAUUGUUCUUCUGAGGAUAAUGAAAGUAAUUCAGAAAUACUGGACAAUGAAUGGGAGACUUCCUCAAAUUUCUCAGAAGAGACAAACUUAAAACUUCCUGUAAAUAAAAAAUACAUUGUUAGACAUAAUGAGCAAGAUGUCUUAAAAGUUCACGGAGUCAAAACUGAAGCACUAGAUUUUAACAAUUCAGAAAUUGCUUGUGACUCAGAAGCAGGCCUGCAAGAAUCACAGGAGUCACUCAUGGAGUCUUUUAGUGACAGACUUCAGAAUCCGUUGCCAGACAGUGAAGAGGAUGAGUGUCUCUCAGAAAAUACCGAAAUGUCUUUUGAUCUGGACAAAACCAAACAGAACUUGAGCUUGCUGGAACGCGCAAUCGCUCUGCAGGCAGAGCAGGGUCAUGUCUUUCAUAGCACCUACAAAGAGCUGGACAGGUUUCUACUGGAGCACCUUGCUGGUGAAAGAAGACAAGCCAAAGUGAUUGAUCUUGGUGGCAGAGCAAUCUAUAACAACAAACACUUACCCAGACCUGAAAAGAGAGAAACCAAAUGUCCUAUUCCAGGAUGUGAUGGCACAGGGCAUGUGACUGGAUUGUAUCCCCAUCACCGCAGUCUUUCUGGGUGUCCACAUAAAGUCAGAGUUCCCCUUGAAAUCCUGGCUAUGCAUGAAAAUGUUCUAAAGUGCCCAACUCCUGGAUGCACAGGAAGAGGACAUGUCAACAGUAAUCGUAACACUCACAGAAGUCUUUCCGGUUGCCCCAUUGCGGCAGCUGAAAAAAUGGCAAUGUCUCAGGAAAAAAAUCCACAAGAAUCACCCAACAUGGGGCAGUGCCACGAUCAGGUCCACAGGACAAACUUGGUGAAACAACUUGAGUUAUCUCAGUAUAGCUGUCGAUCUGCCCAGCCAAUCCCUUUCUCCAGAGCCACCUUUACAAGAGAGCAAGAGAAAUGUGGGAAGAUACCAUUCGACUAUGCUAGUUUUGAUGCCCAAGUCUUUGGCAAAUGCACAAUGAUGCCCUCUAUGCAAGGACAAAAACCUACACAAUUCCUUGAUUCAAAGCAUUUUUCAAAUCCAGGGAAAUUUUCUAAUCGGCUGCCUAGUGCUAGCGCCCACACACAGAGCCCUUGCCAUGCCAACUCUUACGGCUACGGUCAAUGUAGUGAAGACACCCACAUAGCAGCAGCUGCUGCAAUCCUGAACCUUUCCACCCACUGCAGGGAAACAGCAGAGAUCCUCUCCAACAAACCACAGAGUCUGUCUGCCAAGGGAGCAGAUAUUGAAGUCGAUGAAAAUGGCACCCUGGAUUUGAGCAUGAAAAAGAAUCGAAACCAAGAAAAGUUUACGCCUCUAACUUCUUCCAGUACAACGGUUCCCACUCCUUCCUCCUCACCCUUCAAAACGGGCAGCAUCCUGGUCAAUGCCACCUUUUAUCAGGCAUUGUGUGAAAAGGAAGGCUGGGAUACACCUAUCAACUAUAGCAAGGCUCAUGGAAGAAAAGAGGAAGAGAAAGAGAAAGAUCCUGCAAACUGGCCUGAAAGUCUGGAGGAAAAGAAAUACUCAGAUGUCUCUGUCCCAAGUCCCAAACCCAAGAUCCAUUCACGAGAUCUUAAAAAGGAACUCAUCACACAAACAUGGCUACAUCUCUGGAAUGGCUACCCUUCUGGACUAGCAAAUGUAUCAUGGCAUGAACUUUUGUGUCCAACACCAGGUUGUGAUGGCAGUGGUCAUGUGACAGGAAACUAUGCAUCACACCGCAGUGUUUCUGGCUGCCCACUGGCUGACAAAACAUUGAAAUCCUUGAUGGCUGCCAACUCUCAAGAGCUUAAGUGUCCUACUCCUGGAUGUGAUGGCUCUGGUCAUGUGACUGGAAACUAUGCCUCACACAGAAGCUUAUCUGGUUGUCCUCGGGCCAGGAAAGGCAGUCUCAAACUGAGUCCUACCAAAGAGGAAAAAGAAGACCCUGAACUAAAAUGUCCAGUGCUAGGCUGUGAUGGCCAAGGUCACAUAUCAGGUAAAUACACUUCCCAUCGUACUGCUUCAGGUUGUCCUGUGGCUGCCAAGAGACAGAAAGAGAAUCCGCUGAAUGGGUCUUCACUGCCUUGGAAACUGAACAAGCAAGAGCUGCCGCACUGUCCUUUGCCAGGCUGCAAUGGGCUGGGUCAUGUUAAUAACGUUUUUGUCACCCACCGAAGUUUGUCUGGAUGUCCUCUGAAUGCACAAGCCUUAAAAAAGGGCAAGAUAUCUGAAGAAUUAAUGACCAUUAAGUUGAAAGCAAGUGGAGGUUUAGAAAACGAGGAGGAAAUGAGACAUUUGGAUGAAGAAAUAAAAGAACUGAAUGAAUCUAACCUUAAAAUUGAAGCUGAUAUGAUGAAACUUCAGACACAGAUAACAUCUAUGGAAAGCAAUCUGAAAACAAUAGAAGAAGAGAACAAACUUAUAGAGCAGAACAACGAGAGCCUGUUAAAGGAGUUGGCUGGCCUAAGCCAAGCCCUCAUUUCCAGUCUUGCCGACAUUCAGCUUCCACAAAUGGGCCCAAUCAGUGAGCAGAAUUUUGAAGCAUAUGUAAAUACGCUCACAGACAUGUACAGCAAUCUGGAACGGGACUAUUCCCCAGACUGCAAAGCCCUGCUGGAAAGUAUCAAACAGGCAGUGAAGGGUAUCCAUGUGUAGGAUCCAGAAGCUGCUGUGAAAUAGGAGUUACGUAGCAGCAACGGACUCCAAAUGGAUCUGUGAAGAGUCCCUGGACUGCUUAGGAGUAUUGAUUGCUGUGCUGCUUUUCUAGUUACAACAUUGCACUAUUUUUUUUUCCAGCUGACAUAAAAAGGACAGAAAACAUAAGACUAUUGUAUUAACAGCAAUGACUCAGAUCACAGAAUUUGUUUAUUUCUGUACAAAUCCUUUUUGUUGUCAUCACUGUUGUUUUGCACUCUUUUCAUUUUGUAUAGUGAAUGUAAAAAAGUGUGUGUAACUAUUUUUUUACAUUUCUAAGUUUAUUUUUGAUCCGAGUUUUGUGUGUGCGUAUGUGUGCUUUUAAAAAAAUCUUUUAACUGCAUUUCUUGCAGCCUGCCAUAUUUUUACAAUAUGUUUGUUAAUUUAUUUUCCAGUGGGAUUUUAAAUAGUUCAAAAGUUAUAGUGUAAAUUAAAUAAUUUGAUGGGUUUGUACAGAAGGAAAAGGGGGAGAACUAUGAAAGAAACAAAAUAACAGAACUGUGAUACAAGUUUUAUUUUCGCCAUAUCCUGCUUUUUUAUAACAGCUUCUUUUUUUUUUAAUGAAAUAAGAAAUGGAUUUGCAAUAGCAUGAGAAAGGUGCAAAGAACCAGGGAUAUAAAGGUGAAUGGUGCCCUCUUCUGGAGGAACUUCAUCUCAUUGAGCACAGCAUGUUGUAAGCGUUCAAGAAUUUUUAAGCAAUAAAUGAAAUAUAGCAAUCAGCAAAGCAUAGGACUUGGCUUUGUGUGUCUUAGCCAGCACAAAAUGAUUCUUUGCAACUAUUCAAGGGAAGGGCAUAUUUAUUUAAGGAAUUCCUCCCAUUUCGCAUCCAUUGAGGUAGGAAAAAAAUCAUUUCUCUCCCUCUCAAAGUGGUAAGAUUUGAAAUGUCCUGUAGUUUUUGGGUAGAGAACUGUGUAAGCACAUUGGUCAGCUGACCAAUAUUGAGAUGAUUUCAUAUUGGAAAAAACACAUCCCAAGGUGAUGAUUUUAUACCUAUAAUUAAGUCAAUAUCUUCUUCUCUGAAUUGACAACAAUUGUAUUUAGCUUGGAAAAAGGAACAGAAUUCUGUAAUUCUGUUUUAAAUGGAAGGGAACAGUUCUCACUGCAGUGAAACGAGGCUGCCUAUGUGCAAUGCAUGAUGAUGGGACUGAAGAGCUAUAGCAAUGCAGUCACUGCUAUAAAAUGUUUAACUAAGGGUCCCACAAUCCACUAGCCAUGUGGGCUGGAAGUCUCCAAAAUUAUUUUUGCCCUGGAUAUGUUUUUGAAUACAUUAUACAUCAAUGUUUCACAGUAAGUUGUAUUAAGAUAGAUAGGACUAAACAUCCAAAAAAACAGUCUCACACUAGUAAAUCUAUUUGAGAUAUGAGGUGGCCUGAUACUAAGCCAGAUGGUAUAUCAGUCCACCUAGAUCUGUAUUGUCUAUAGUGACCAGCAGUGGUGUCUCAGAAGUCUUUCCAAGCCCUACUAAAAGAAACUAGGGGUUGGAGCUCUGACUUUCUUCAUAUGAAAAACAUAUCUCACCAAUGAGUUCAAAUUCACUGUUUUUAGAAGCUUUCACCAAACAGUCCACCCUCCAGAUAUGUGGAUUACCACUCCAAUCAUCAUGCCAGUUGUUAUCCAGCCCAUUAGGAGGGUAGCAAAGUGAGAAAGUCUUGUGUAUAUAGAACUGCAUAUGUUUUAGUACUGAGGACAACCCCUCUCCUCAUCAGUGUAUACCUAGUAGGUGCACAAAGCUUUCUCAUAUGCUGAAGUCAAAAGUGAAGCUUUGAAAGGCAGAAGGAAACUUGUGUUCCUAUCAGAGACUUUUGCAGCAAUGGAUCCGAUUGCAAUUUCAUUCUUAUAUGCAGUUGAAGAUGGUCUUGGUUUUUACAGAUUAUCAUUUGUUCAGACAACAACAAGGAAGGCAUGGCCUUCCAGAUGUUGCUUGACAUCAACUGCUGUUGGCCAACAUGGCCAAUAGUGAUAGAAUAUAUGAACAUUGAAAAUUGCCCAAUAUAGGGAUGUCUGAUUGGAAGAAGAUCUUUCUCAGCCCUAUUAAGAGAAUACUGGCAUUCCCUGGACUAUAUGUGUCAAUUCUGGCAGUUUGAUCCUACUUCAACUACUAUGCCACAUCCUAUGGAAUCCUGACAUUUCUAGCUUGGUGAAGUACUUUAACAUUUCUGCUCAAAAUAUGCUCUACUGAACUAUAACAUUACAGUUCUUUCUAGUGAAGAAUUUCCAGUACCUCAACCACAAAUCUCAAGAUUCCAUUGGAGAGAGCCAUGAUAAUUUAAGUGGGAUCCAAAUGCUAUAACACUGUACCAUGAUCUCCCAUCCAAGUACAAAACAGGCAUUACUCUAUUUAGCUUCUGAAAUCCAGAUCAAGUCUUUUCAAGGUGUUAUGAUGAGAACUUCUUUCUGUCAGACACAUUCUGGAGUGGCAUGCAUGUCCCAACUCUGUCUUGAGGGGAGAUCUUCUAUGUGCUGCAUUCCUUAGACAACCACUCAGAAAUACAGAGACACAUGUCCCAAGUAGACCAUUUUCAACAGUAUUUAGUCUCAGUUCGGUAGCAGUUAUAAAAAGAUGUCCAAUAUCUAUUUCAGGGAGUAUAAGUAAUACAAUCUUUCCCUACUCCACCAAAUUUUUAGCAUUGUUUUAAAAGAAGGUAUAAACUGUCAGCUCAACUGCCUGGCUUUGAUGGUGUUCUUUGAUUUUUUUCCCCCUCCUCUUUUGAUUGUUUUUGGUAUGCACACAUGUCUCUUGUGCAUAGGUGCCUCAGUGUAAAAUGUUACAUGGAUCUAGCGUGCAUUUUAAUUUUUCUGUGCUACAAUUAAAGUGUUUAUUUUUCUUUGCCUACUUGAGAUCUCGGUUUGGAUGUGACGGCAUUCACAGUCAUCACUCAUACAAUGAUAUUAUAGGGUUCUUAUCCAAGAGUGCUUCUCCAAGAUCAUUCAACUUUCAUACACUGUGGUUGCUGUUCUGCAUUAGGUGAGGCUUGCUGUUCAUGUGGGGAUUUGAUUUGCCCCCCAGACUUUAGUUUAGACAGGAGAGGUGUAUGUUCUUAGAAGCUGUGUUUAUUUUUAAAAGAAAACAAUUUGCAGAAACUGCAGUAUAUGCUAAUAUAAAAUAGGAACACCAAAUUGCUAUUAAAUUAUUGUACUUGGUUUUUUAAAAAGACAUUUGCUAUACCUGUUGAAUGCAUACAAAAUGAAUUCACUUGUGACAGAGAUUAAAGUUUUAGUUUACUAAAUAUUUUAAGAAAUAUGUUAUAUAUUUAAUUUAAUUUAAAUAGUCUCUUACAGACCUAUUUAUCACUAUGAUUUACCUAUGGCUUAAGUUAAUUUAUAUAUGUUUGGAUUGUUUUCUCAGGAUGAACCUUCAUAUUUAUUUGCCUUCUUUGUACUUGACGUUUUGUAAUGUGCACUGUGAUUUCUCCCCAUUUCCUUUUUGUUCCUGUAUUAAUUUACAUUGAUGAGCUAUCCUGUAAAUUAGACCUUUUGUAAAGAGCAAUGAUGUAUGCAUUUUUCUUUCAUUUUUUAAUUUCGGAAUAGUUUGUAUACUGUUUCUUCAUACAAUUAAUAUUUCUUACAUCAAUGCAACAAAACUGUGUUCUGUGCUGUACAUUUGGUGUAUGGUAGGAAAUAAAAUUGAUACUGAAGCAA
Anolis carolinensis (green anole) is the source of this 8196-nucleotide messenger RNA. It is a transcript of the gene st18, whose product is annotated as ST18 C2H2C-type zinc finger transcription factor. Gene Ontology annotation, biological process: regulation of transcription by RNA polymerase II. Gene Ontology annotation, molecular function: zinc ion binding; DNA-binding transcription factor activity, RNA polymerase II-specific; RNA polymerase II cis-regulatory region sequence-specific DNA binding. Bases 1129 to 4518 code for a protein of 1129 amino acids. The transcript is spliced from 22 exons. The record is from RefSeq and is a predicted model, not a curated record. Gene Ontology annotation, cellular component: nucleus. Lineage: Eukaryota; Metazoa; Chordata; Lepidosauria; Squamata; Anolidae.